Molecule: messenger RNA, 355 nt
Organism: Saccoglossus kowalevskii
Lineage: Eukaryota; Metazoa; Hemichordata; Enteropneusta; Harrimaniidae
Product: 2-hydroxyacylsphingosine 1-beta-galactosyltransferase-like
Source: RefSeq, a predicted model, not a curated record
UUACGCAUUCACGACGGCGGAAGAGAAAUACUGGCAUGCACCUCAACCAUUAUCGUACGUACCUGUUAGUAUGUCGGCCCUCACAGACAAAAUGACUUUCUUGGAAAGACUAAAAAAUACCCUCAUUUAUUUGGUCUCUGACAUAUUUCGCGAUGUACUAUAUCUUGCACAAUUCAAACAAAUACAGAAUAAAUACAACAUAGUUCCUGAUACGAAUAUUGGAGACAUUGCAUCAAAGGCCAGACUGUGGUUGUGGGCUUCGGAUUUUGCCUUUGAAUAUCCCCGUCCUCUGAUGCCACACGUUAUACCAAUCGGAUCAUUCACAGCAGAGAAAGUUAAACCACUUUCUAAGUAA